AUGUAUGACAACAUCUCUGAUUUCACAAGAUAUGAUGACGACCAUGACCCCGAACACGGUGAAGAAGAAGUUUUACAAACAUCCAUUAAGACAGGAAAGGUUUUAACUCAAAGUCUCAUUAUUGACACCAAAGAUGGCGAAGUGGACGUUCUUCAAGAGCUGAAGAAAAAUACUUCUGAAGGAGGUGGUGGUAGGCAUGAACUUGAAAUAAAUGAGAUAGAAGAGAAAUUAGCCGAAAAAGCAGAUAAAAACCAUGUUCAUUAUAUAAGUUCAGACGAACAGAUUAUAACGGACUACCAUGGAUAUUUAACACAGGAUGAACAAAUAAGCACUGAAGAUGUUAAUGAAAGAAGAUAUAAAUUCAUUCGUGCUAAAGGUUAUGACAUACACUGUACUGUACAGUAUGACACAGGUAAAGCACCAGAAGCAUUUGGUUAUAACAAUGAAAUUUAUGCUUCAUACUUCUUUGUUAACGGUGUAUUAGUUGAACCAAGAUUUACUUUGAGAGUUAAGGCAAAAAUAACUUUUGAAGAUGCUAUUAAAAGUAAAGCUGACAAAGAUGAACUUGACGCAACGAACAAAGUUUUGAAAUCUCAUAAACACAAUAUCUCCGAUAUAAAUGAACUUCAAGCUACAUUAAAUAGUAAAGCUGACAAGAACCAUACACAUGAAUCCUUCACUACUGUUAGAGCAGACGAUGUAAUAUUGAACUAUACCCUUGGCUCAAGUGCACCUUUAGAGAAUCCAAGUACAAGCGUAAAAGAUACACUAAACUCCUUAAAUAGUAAAUGUAUGAACAUUGAAGGUCAUGUCAGAAACUUUGAAACAUAUAAACUACCAGCAAU
Molecule: messenger RNA, 845 nt
Organism: Trichomonas vaginalis G3
Lineage: Eukaryota; Parabasalia; Trichomonadida; Trichomonadidae
Product: keratin-associated protein family
Exons: 1
Source: RefSeq, a predicted model, not a curated record